Molecule: messenger RNA, 1810 nt
Organism: Bradysia coprophila
Lineage: Eukaryota; Metazoa; Arthropoda; Insecta; Diptera; Sciaridae
Product: lamin-like
Source: RefSeq, a predicted model, not a curated record
CUCACCUCUCGAUUUUCCAACAUCGAUCGCAGUCAGCGGUUGUGUAAUUUUUGUCACAAGAAUUUUAGCACUCGCUACAGAUCAAGUUACUGCAUCGCAAUCGAAACUGUUCUUUGGAUAAAUAGUAGGAAACAGCAGCAAUUAAUACAACCAAAACCCACAUUGUACAAUUUGAACGUUACGAAAAAAAAAUGGCAGACAGAAUGAUCACCAACGAUGCGACCGGCAUUACGACGAAUGGUGGAACGUCACCAUCCUUGAAUCAAUUGACCCCUCCAUUGAGUCCUAUCGUUCACCUCCAAAACCUGAACGAUCGUUUCGCAUCCUACAUUGAACGGGUUACUGUUUUGGACGGUGAAAAUGCCCUCCUCAAUUCUGUGCUGGCAACAUCAAAGGAGAGCUACGAUCGUGAAAAGACGGCAUUGAAGAAACUUUUUGACGAUGAACUGGCGGAAACGCAUAAACGUCUGAACGAAGUGUCAUCGGAAAAGGCUAACUUGGAGAUUGAGCACAUCAACGCUCUGCGUGACAACGACAAUUUGAAGUGUGAAUUGCGGAAACUUCGCCAACAGUUUGUGGAAAGCCAGGACCAUUUAAAGGCAGAAAUUAUCAUCCGAGUCGAAUCAGAAAAUACGGUGAAACAGCUUCGAGAACAGCUGGCGUUUCAAGAAGAAUUUUACAGUGAAGAAAUGAAUGAGGCUCGACGGCAAAUGGAUACAUCACAGGUGUCCGCUGAUAGCGGUUUGAGCGAUCAAUACAACAUUCAGCUUCAGGAAUCAUUGCAAGAACUUCGUGAUCAAUGUGGAGAUCAGAUACGUUCGAACCGAGACGAGCUCCAAUUUUUGCUCGAUGGUACAACGAGAAAAGAACGGAAUUGCCUUCAGCGCGAAAAUAAAUCUUUGCGCGCCGCUCUGGAGUGUUCCUUGAACAGGAAUGAUGUGAUACAAAUACGAAUCGAAGAAUUGGAGAAACUAAAUGCUGCUUUGAAAGCACAAACAUGCCAUUUGGAAUCGGCUUUGGCAGAAGAGAAGUCACGAAGUGACGAAAGUACGACUGAAGUGAAAACAUUGCAACAGGAAAUGGUUUCGCAGUUAAAAAAAUAUCAGGAUUUGAUGGACGAGAAUGUGUCGCUGUGCCUCGAGCUCGCUGCCUUUAAUAAACUCGUAUGCAACGAGUGCUUGAAAUUCGAACCGAGUGCUAAACGAUACCGAAAGGACAUUGAGUUCAGUAAGGAUGGUAUGGUUACAUCAUCAUCGGCUGGGAACAUUGAGAUAGGCGAAGUUGAUUCUGCGGGACAGUUCAUCAAAUUGCGCAAUAAAAGCGAAAACAAAGUUGUCUCGAUAGGCGCAUGGAAGUUAACACGACAAGCUGAUGGAAAUGAAACCGUCCACGAAUUUGGUCCUCUCGUUCAAGUGGACGCCGGGGCCGAUCUCACCGUUUGGUCAGCUGAUAGCGGUAUUUCCGAUUCGCCAGCUAAUAUAUUGGUUGCGCAAAAGUGGAUUGUGGGCGCUGAAACGAAAAUAACGCUGGUCAACGGCAGCGGUAAAGAAGAAGCAAAACGCAUGCAAAAGAAACAUUCACUUCGUCGCGUAGAGAUUCGUCAACCAAACGAGGAAGCGGAGAAGGACAAGAACGUACAGAAGUGCGAAGUCAUGUAAAGUAAGCAGAUUUUUUCUUUGUCUCUUUGAACUCCUUGAAUUAUUUUUCGUUUCGUUUUUCAUUUGAAUUUUAUUAAAGAAGAAUUCAAUUGAAGUCAAAUUUGUUUUUGUAUGAAUUUUGAGAUUUACCAAUAAAUAUGUUCUUUACGUUA